GCGGCUGCACCGGUGGGAGCGGGGCGCGGGAGUCGGUGUGUGGCCGGCGGGCGGACGGGUUGCGGCGGCCUCGCACUAGCGGUGGCCGAGGUCGCAGGCGUUGUCGGUUGGCUGCGAGUUUGGUGAACAGAGGAGUGGCCUCUCAGCCCCUUUCUCUUGCCGGUCAGAGCCCCAGAGCCGCGUCCCGCUUAGCCGGCGUCACAAUGACCAAGGCCAGUAGCAAGGGCGGGAGUCUCCGCGACAAGCUGGACGGCAACGAGCUAGACCUGAGCCUCAACAACCUAAACGAGGUCCCCGUCAAGGAGCUGGCUGCUCUCCCAAAGGCCACCAUUCUGGAUCUGUCCUGCAAUAAACUCGCUACUCUACCGUCGGAGUUCUGUGGCCUCACACACCUAGUGAAGCUGGACCUGAGUAAAAACAAGCUGCAGCAGCUGCCAGCGGACUUUGGCCGUCUGGUCAACCUCCAGCACCUGGAUCUCCUCAACAACAGGCUGGUCACCCUGCCUGUCAGCUUUGCUCAGCUCAAGAGUCUGAAGUGGUUGGACCUGAAGGACAACCCCCUGGAUCCUGCCCUGGCCAAAGUGGCAGGUGAUUGCUUGGAUGAGAAGCAGUGCAAGCAGUGUGCAAACAAGGUGUUACAACAUAUGAAGGCUGUGCAGGCUGACCAGGAACGUGAGAGGCAGCGGCGGCUGGAAGUUGAACGAGAGCUGGAGAAGAAGCGCGAGGCUAAGCAGCGAGCUAAGGAAGCUCAGGAACGGGAACUGCGGAAGCGGGAGAAGGCAGAAGAGAAAGAGCGUCGGAGAAAGGAGUAUGAUGCCCUCAAAGGUGCCAAGCGGGAGCAGGAGAAGAAACCUAAGAAGGAGACAAAUCAGGCCCCGAAAUCAAAGUCUGGCUCCCGCCCCCGCAAGCCGCCACCUCGGAAACACACUCGGUCCUGGGCUGUGCUGAAGCUGCUGUUGCUGCUGCUGCUGUUCUGUGUGGCAGGAGGGCUAGUGGCCUGUCGGGUCACAGAGCUGCAGCAGCAGCCCCUCUGCACCAGUGUGAACGCCAUCUACGACAAUGCGCUCCAGGGUCUGCGCAGCCACGAGAUCCUCCGGUGGGUCCUCCAGACCGAUUCUCAGCAGUGAGCUUGACCUCGACACUUGCUGCCUCCCCAGCCUUGGAGCUUGGAUUCCUAUGGAAUUGGGUUCUGCUGGACACCCCUCUUUUUAGCGUCAGACCUACCUGCCAUCAUCAAAUGGCUGCUGAUUGGUACUUGAGACCUUCUCUUUAUAGGACUUCUUUGUUCCUUAGUCAGGGUUCCCUGUUGGAAUAAGGAAAAACAGGAGGUGGUGGGGAGUUAACUUGCAUGCCUAAAGGAAUAGGCCUCGGGGUGGGGAGAGGAAAAACAUAGCCUUUUCUAGUUGUUAUACAAAGCUGUGUAAAGGCAA
Molecule: messenger RNA, 1430 nt
Organism: Trichechus manatus latirostris (Florida manatee)
Lineage: Eukaryota; Metazoa; Chordata; Mammalia; Sirenia; Trichechidae
Gene: LRRC59
Product: leucine rich repeat containing 59
Exons: 7
Coding region: 204-1127 (307 amino acids)
Molecular function (GO): protein binding
Source: RefSeq, a predicted model, not a curated record